Molecule: messenger RNA, 1426 nt
Organism: Culex quinquefasciatus (southern house mosquito)
Lineage: Eukaryota; Metazoa; Arthropoda; Insecta; Diptera; Culicidae
Gene: BCL7-like
Product: B-cell CLL/lymphoma 7 protein family member B-A
Exons: 2
Coding region: 283-777 (164 amino acids)
Source: RefSeq, a predicted model, not a curated record
CCGCGCAGCGAUUGUAAAAUUGACAGACGCCUCGACUCGACACGGAACGGAGUCCAUUUUCGCAGAGUGCAUUUUCUGGCCGAGCAGAGGAAAAUAAACAAAAUAACAGCGUUAAAAUCGGUGUCGGUGCAACUGUUCCGGGUUGAUCUGUGGAAUUUCGGUGUGUUUGUUUCGGGCGUGUGAAUCUCGGGGCUGGAACCUGUCCUCGUGUGUUUCGGGACCCGCUGCCGCUAUCGAUUUUCGCCACGGAAGCCAUCACGGUUUUGAAUUUCUCCACCGACCAUGUCCCGCAGCGUGAGGGCCGAAACCCGGGCCAGCAAAAAGGACGAUGUGAAGAAGUUUAUGCUCUCGAUGGACCGCGUCCGGCGCUGGGAGAAAAAGUGGGUCACAAUCGGCGAAACGUCCAUGAAGAUCUACAAAUGGGUACCGAUCUCCAGCAAGGAAAACAAAAAGGGCCAGCAGGUGCUCGGCCAUGGCGGGGGUGUGACGACGAACGGUACGAGCGGGGGAGGAGCGGCCACGGUCCCGAACGCGGCCACCGUCAACAGCAACAGUAACAGCAAUAGCAGCGAAAAUAAGGAAAACAGCCGGAAACCGGGCGGCACCGAUUCGAACUCCAACUCGAACUUUGCCCUCACAACCGAGGACUCCAACACCUGCUUCUCCCUCGUCAGCGACUCCCAGGGCGCGACCGAGUUCGUGUCGAACAUGCCAUUUUCAGAGGACUCCAACUCCCAGGGCUCGGACAGCGCUCCAAAGCGGCUGAAAACGGACUAAGCCGGGGGAGUUUAUCGUUUCCUCCCCCAGUCCCCCCCCCCCAACAAACACACACCCACACACUCUGUUUUGCAAGUAAGUUUCACUCGAUCUAACUUUGGUAUUUAUAUACAGAAGAAAAAACAAGAACGUCGUUCCAAGUUUACGAUUAAUAUUAUAAACAUAGUAGGGAAUCAUUGAUUUGUACAAACAUAACAAAUUAAGAGAAGGAGGUGGCAUCCAUUUUUCAGUCUUAGUAAUUUUAGUUAAGAUUUUUUUUUUCAAUAACUACAAAAACAAAUUGUGUACAAGAUUAUAGGACGAAAUUUUCAAACACACAGUUCUUACCGUCGUGGACAAGUUUUUUUUGCUUAAAACGCAGCUUUCUCAUCGCGUGCUAUUUAUUUUCGAGGCCAACAAUCAUUACAAAAGCAACAAGUUUUACACAAAAAGAAAGAUAAAACACUUCUGCUCCGGAAACCUCUCUCAGCACAACAGUAGCGUAAGGUUUUGCCUAGUUUUAUCGUAUAGUUCGCGCCGGGUCGUCUCGUACAGCGGCUGCCAGGCGUUGCUCUUGAUGUUAAGAUUAUUAGCAGCAUUUUCCACAUAUUUUAGAAUAAACUUCAAAAACCUGCGAAUAAUACAAACAAAAAAAUGUAUGAACUGUAAA